Molecule: messenger RNA, 402 nt
Organism: Exserohilum turcica Et28A
Lineage: Eukaryota; Fungi; Ascomycota; Dothideomycetes; Pleosporales; Pleosporaceae
Exons: 1
Coding region: 1-402 (133 amino acids)
Source: RefSeq, a predicted model, not a curated record
AUGAGUCGACGACGGGCUGUAUCAGAUGCGCUCAACAAGCCAGAUACUGUGCUACAACAAUGCCGCAUGGACUACGUCGACAGCAACAAAUAUACCGCACAAAUAAUCGGUACAAACAGCAGAUCAUACCAGCGCAAAUUUAACGGUGGGAAGUUCUGCUGGACAGGAAGCGCAUCCAACUGGCAGACCCUCAGCAGCAUCGACGCGAACAUAAUCGACAGGGUCGCUGCAUCACCUCAGCUUUACUGGCGCCGAAAAGACGGUUCAGCAGCGCGUCUGUCUGGCUCAAGCUUGGUAUCAAUCAACCAGCCUUGUACUCCCGGCUCCCGCCGAAUAGCCGUUACAGAUGACAGGACACUCUGGGACAGGCUCGCAAAUGGAUACCUCGUGCGAUCAACAUGA